Molecule: messenger RNA, 1857 nt
Organism: Labrus mixtus (cuckoo wrasse)
Lineage: Eukaryota; Metazoa; Chordata; Actinopteri; Labriformes; Labridae
Gene: mims2
Product: family with sequence similarity 210 member B
Exons: 3
Coding region: 177-1103 (308 amino acids)
Cellular component (GO): mitochondrion
Source: RefSeq, a predicted model, not a curated record
UCCUCAUUGGCUGUCGGUGAUAAUCGGUCAACAAACGGAGCGUAGGGAGGCAGGAGGGCACAGUGCAGCAUGUUUACAGCCUACAUACACAACUAGCUGUCCUCUGCGAUUACAAGCGUUAUAAGAGUUUUUUUUUUUUCCGGAGAAGCAAACUCUUUCCAGGACGGCUGAAGACGAUGUUGCUUUGCCGCGCGGGGAGGCUGUCUGCGGCAGCUUUCAAGUCCGCGGGCUCGUCACUGGUGCGAGUCAAAGCACACAGGCUUGGAGACGGCACUUUGACGUUACGCAAGGGCCACACGGUCUACCGGUGUUUCUGCCUACCAGCCAAGGGUGUCUUUUCAACUCCUGUGCGUUUUGGGGAAGAGAAACCUGACACGCAACCAGCCCAGAACUGGCACACGCAGGCUGGUCUCGUAAUCACGGACUGGGCUCACUCGGACCGGGUUUCUGCCAUAGCUGUGACUCUUUCGAGAAGCGUGCAAAGUGAAGGCGGGUUUUCAGAUACUAUCAGGCAUCCGAACAGGAGCUGUAACAGCAGAGGAGAGCCCGCGGGAAAUGGUUUGUUUACAGGUAACUGGAGGGUUUCAAACGGGACCAUGCAGACCAGAUCCUUGUCCACCGCCGCGGCCACGAAGAAGACGACGAGCAGCGCCGGAGAGGAGCAAACGGGUGACAACAACAAAGGGGAGGAACAGAAUUUAAAGGAUGUCUCUACCGCCGCCUCUUCUACUGUAAAGACCACGGAGGAGCCAGAGCCAGAGGGGGGCAAACCCACCAAAGCCCAGCAGCUAAAGAAAGUCUUCAAGGAGUACGGAGCGGUGGGAGUUAGCUUUCACGUCACGAUCUCGCUCAUGUCCCUUGGAAUGUUCUACCUCCUCAUAUCCAGCGGGAUCGACAUGGCGGCUCUGCUGUGCAAAGUGGGCUUCAGUGAAGCCAUCGUCCGCUCAAAAAUGGCGGCAGGGACCAGCACGUUCGUCUUGGCCUACGCCGUCCACAAGCUCUUUGCGCCAGUUCGCAUGAGCGUCACUCUGGUGUGUGUGCCUCUCAUAGUGCGCUACUUCAGAAAGACUGGUCUCUUUAAACCUCCCACACCUGCACCCUGAUGGUCCCCCUCGUCUGCCUCAUUAAACAACAAACAUUCUGACUGUUAAUGGCCAUAAUUAAACCGCCUGUAUAUCUUUACUCAUUGCCUUCAUCUUGAGAUGCCUCGUCUGUUGUUGUUGUUGUUGUUGUUGUGAAUCCAGGUGAAACAGUUCCUGCAUUAGUAUCAGUUGUAACAUAAUCAAAGUUUUAAAUUGUGUUACUGUAGGUUUUAAAAGUCCAUAAAACAAGGGCAGAAAAGCCAAAGUAUUUAUUUACAAUCAGAAGUUGCGAUCAGGGAUUUCUUUGUUUCUGUGAGUAGGCAGGUUUUUCUUUUAAUGCUGUCAAAGUUCUCUGUAGGGGCAAGUGGGAAAAGCUGAUCUGUCCUCCUCCACUGUUGCCGAUAGCUGACUCGUCCAUGUUCAGAUGUUACGAGUCAGCAGAAUAUAUCGGGUUCUUUCUGUCUCUCUUUUCCUCUCUCUCUCCUACCCUGUUGUUAUUUCCUGCUGUUGUUUUUACCCUCCUCCUAUAUCUCUCCUCAGCAUCUAUUUUCUUCCCCUUAUAUUCUCCCUUCCUAUAUCUCCAUUUCCCCUCCCUCUUAUUCCUGAUUUCUAAAAAUGAAACUGGCCAAGGAGUUACUUCAAGCACAUUAACCAAUGAGUGAAGCUGACUGUGGUUUAUUGCAGGUUUUGGAUAAAAAAAAAAAAUGGUCUGUGAUGGUUUUUUUCAGAUUGAAUGGACCUUAUUUAACUAUUAAAAAAGGAAUAUUGUCUUUUA